GGAUGCAGAGGGGGAGGAUCACCUGCGUAAGCGGGCCCUGCGGCUGCCCUUCACCUUGGCCACAGGGGAGGCCGUCCUGUAUGAGAGCAGCCUCCCUGGCCCCCUGACUGCCCUCCCAGCCAGCAAGAGGACCAGGGCAAGGCAGGCUGCCCCCACUGGCCAGGACCCUGUGUGCCCAGCCUCUCUCCUUGGAGCCAUGGUGCAGGAGAAUGGAUCCACGUACUUGGCCUGCAUUCCCCCAACCCCUCAAGGAUCACUCUUGGAGAGGUGGGGAUCUCAUGACAAACGUGAGGACAAGGAGGAGGAAGACAGCUCCCUCCUGACCCUCGAGAGCCUGCUGGAGAAGGACAUGGAAGAAGAGCCCAAUCUCUGCUCCACUCCCCAGCACCUGGGCGUCACCAACCUCCACCAGCGUCAGUGGGGACAGGCCUUUCUCAGGGCUGACGCAGACCCUGCAGGGCCUCAGAACUGCUGCCUGCUGCCACCCAGCCGGGGAAGGAGCCUCACCAGCGAGAGGGAGGUGCUUUCUCACAGCAGUGAGAAUGUGUGCUCACCCCUACCAGCCUGCACAACUGCUCUGCAGACCCUGAAGCCACUGUCUUCUCUGGACACGGGCCAGCUAACCAUGUCCUUAACCAUGGAAGUAAGUCCACUGCAGGAUGGGGACACAGUGCCCAGCUGCCCUCAAGCACACACUCAGCACUUUCCCACCUCUGGCCCUGCCCUCCAGAGCCCUCUGCAGUGGCAGCUUGGGCACAGCCCGGCAGCGCCUCUGAAUUGGGGGGUGUGCAAGACACCAACAGUAUUUGGCUUUGUCCCACCGCCCAAGCCCCUGUCUCACAGCCAGUCGGCCCAGCUCUUUCAGCCAAGCCACACACCUUCACUCCCUUUAGGAGGAACUAUCCCUGGACACCUGGCCCAGCCGGGCCGUGGGAAUCUGGAUUUCUGUGAAGAGUCCACGCACCGGGCACCUGCGCGGAGUGAUCACUCUCAGGAGCCCCUCACUGCCUCAGACCACACAUCCUUUGUCAACCCGUAUGGCACCUGUUCCUUGGACAGCAUUUGGGGUUUCCACAUCCAGGGCCAGCCAGAAGUGGUCCCUGGGCAAGUGGGGGCAGGGAAGGGGGCAGGACAGGCCCCCCCUGACCGUUUCAGCCGCCCAUGGUCCACCAUGGCUGACCCCUGCCUUCUGUGGACAGGGCCAGCCAGAGACAUUCCUCCCAGCUUGUGCAGGGGUCGGCCCCUAUCUGUGUGUGGGGCCUUGGGUUCACCACAGCACACACCUGGGAGCCAAGAGCAGCCACCCCACGCCCUCUCAGGGAGCCCUGCCUGUCCGUCCCAGGUGCUUCCACAUGGACCCUUGGCGACUCGGGACUCUUAUGGUGCAGACUCAGGCCCAGUCACCAAGCAACAGCAGUGGGUGCAGAUGGGGCUGCAGACCCAGGGAACUUGCAAGCAAGUGAGAGAGGGGAUACCAAGUGUCCAGCAGCUGGGUGGCUGUGUGAGAGCUGCCGUUCCCCAAGCCCCACAGUUGAGCCCCCUCCUGUCCUCAGAGAGCAUCUCUCCCGGCACAGGAAGCAGCCAGGGCAACAGCCCCGCUGAGCCAACAAGGCAAAGCAAGAACGGACUGGCCGUGCCAGCACCGUGUGCUGUGGGCAGACAGCAGGUGCAGUCUAGCCCAGCCCUGCCUCCCUGCCCUCCUGUUCCUGCCUGGCCACCCCCGUCCACGCAGGGUGGCCACAACUUCCAGCAUCUGAAUCACAAAACUGUUAACAGGAAAAAGACAUGAUGAAUCGCCAGCCUCCCAGACCCGUCCUGUUUGCCAGGCCCUGUGGUUUGGCAGCCAUGUUUCCAGAUUCAGGGGUGAGGCUCGGCACCAGAUAACCUGGGACCAGGGCCAUCCAGACGCGUGGAUGACAUGAUACAGCACCGUGGCAUGCUGGCGGCCGCCAGGGAGAAGGGACGUGUGGCCCUUUGGUCUGGACCCCUGAAAGGGCCAAGCCUUCACCCAGGACUCAGGCAGGGGAGGAGGGCGCCCUUCACGGAGCCUGCGUGCAGGAUGGCGCCCACCGGAGGGCACUGCGCAGGGACACCAUGGGUGAGGAUCCAGACAGGGUGCGUCGGGGGACUCAGGUCCACAGGCCCCCAUCUCCCAGCAGAGCAGACAGAGCGCGGUCCUGAGGCCCGGGCUGCCCCUGCUUCUCCUUCCACAAAGGAUCAGAGCGGACGAGGCUCCUAGGAGCUCUUCCACUUCUCCUUCAGCCUUGAACCACAGGACUCGUUGUUGAGCUGAAGGCGACCUUUGAUGUCAUCAAGCAGGACUCUUCCAUCUGAGCUGCUCACCCCUGUCACCCAGAACCAGGCCCCAGCUGGUGCCUAACGAGCACAUGAACACAUGGAUGGAAAGACCACAGGACGGAAACACCAAGAGGCUGGGGACCUGCCCGCUGCAGAGCCCAGCAGAAGGACCCUUUUCACACCGCUGAGUCCACCACCAGGUACCAGAAGCUGCGUGACCUGCGCAUGGCAAGGAGCCGCAGGGAGCCGUUGGUGCUUGGUCCCCACAGUGCUGGGCACGCUGGGCGCUGGUGACGCUGUUUUACAUGGGGUGGGGGGGGGCCUCUGCCGUCUUGGACCCUUGGACCCAAAACACCAAGACAUCAACUAAGGCCUUGCAACCUGACAAACGGAGGAAACAAGCACGAACAUGCACCAAUACCCUGUAAAUACUUCUUCCUUUGCUCUCAAACCAAAAAGUACAGCCUCCCAUCAUGGGGUGAGGUCUAAUUCCCCAGCCUCAUGUGGGAUCUAUACAUGGGGAGCGUCGUGUCCUCACGGAUGUGGUCUGUCUGGAGAGCCUCUUACAUUUGUCUCUGUGCUUGAACACUGGGGCCUGUCCUGACGUGAGGCCUGCCCUCUGUGGGGUUUCCAGCUGGGCCACAACCUUCAUGGUCCCGUGUAAAGUGCAGACUCACUGCGUGUGUGUAGCAGUGCACACCGGUUCUCCAAGUUGUGUGGCUGCCCUCUGCAGACCGAAACACUGACACAGUCAGGUGAACAUGUCUGGUGUCUCAGUCACAGUGCUGACGAGCAAGUCACCAGCACCCGGGGGGAUGAAACAUCAGUUACCUGUUUGCUCACAGUUCUGCGAUGCGGUGGGCUCGCCUGCGUCACUCUUGCAGCCGUGGUCAUCAGGCAGCUCUGCUGGGGCCUGAGGGUCUGAGGUGUCCCCACACAUGUGCGUGGCAAUUUGCUGGGUGUCAGCAGCCUCCUUGGUCCUCUCCCUGUGGCCUUUCCAGUAAGAGGCCAGGGUUUCUUGGCUGUAGGGUUUCUUGCUCGAAGAGCAAGGCCCUGGGCAGGUGCCCAUCAGGCCUCUUUGAGGGCAGGUGAUUAAACCAAGUCACAAGGCCAAGCCCAGGAUCAAAGUGGGGGGGCGGUCAUGGGACUCACUGUCAGCUGUCCCCCAGAAACACUGCUGAAAGCAGGACCCCAGGUAACGGAUGAGUGGCGCCCAUCACAUCCAUUUGAAGGUGAGUUGUUCGAAACGCUCCCCAGAAAACAUCUCCCAAGGAUCAGUGCACAUGUGAUGAGGCUGGGCUGGUCCUUGGGGACAGGAGCCCAUGGGGUUGGAGGCCAGCGAGGGAGAAGGUGAUCUUCUGGAGAGACUUCGGUGGUCCAAGCUCUGGCAGGGCCUCCCUGCCCACUCCUCAUCGCCUCUCCCUCUUCCCACCUAUGGAGCCCUGGAUCCCUCCUGUUGCCCACCCGCUGCCACACCUCACUGCCUCCCCCAGAUCUGGGGAGAAUUCGGGAGGAGAGAAGGCCCAAGGUGCACACCUCACUGAACAGAAUCCACAGAGACGUGAACGGCUGGGGGGCCCACCCUCCCAAGGUGCUGACGUUGUGCAGAGGGUGUUGACUCACUGAUCUCCUUGGGGCAUCUCCCAAACCCGGCAGACUGGUGAGGCUGAGAACACUGACCCUAGCAGUCCUGCCCUCCCCAGAGACUCACAACACACCUGGCUUAUCUGCUAAGGCAGAUGGAGACAGGGCAGGUGGCGUUUCGCAUCGACCAUUCCAGCGAGCUGGACUCUCUGGGCCGCUGACCUCUCAGGGGACAGGGUGUAGGGGUGCAGAGGCACAAGGUUAGGAAGCCAGGCUCAGGAUGUCAGCAUAGCAACCACACUGUGCCCCAAUCUGAAGAACCAGUUAAAGACAACCCUGAGCACAUAAACUCAUUUUGCAGUAGGCAGCGCCACGUUCUUUUCGUGGGGGCCUGCUGGUCAGUGCUGACACGCUGCCAGCUGUGUGACUGCCCGAGGUGAUGUCCGGCUGGGGUCUGCCCUCCUCGCCACAGAAUGUGCGCCCACCGCCUGGGAGCCUUCAGUCUCUUGUGAACUGCACUCUUGUCCUGGGAGCUCCAGGAACCCUCAGUAGCCUCGGUGCCGUUGGAUUGUCCCAGAAUGACGAAUCUCUCAAGGGAACAAGUAAUACGCCCUAAUAAUUGGGAUGUACGGUGUAAGAAAGACUACACUUGGUUUAAUUAACGUCUUGGAAAUAACAACCUUUAAUCGAAUAUGCAUGCGCCUGGCAAGAUAUUAUCCUUUAUUCAAAAAAAGAAGACGGGUGGAGUUCCCGUCGCGGCUCAGUGGUUAACGAA
This is a messenger RNA of Phacochoerus africanus (Common warthog), 4657 nucleotides long. RefSeq lists its product as uncharacterized. Lineage: Eukaryota; Metazoa; Chordata; Mammalia; Artiodactyla; Suidae. The coding region runs from base 197 to 1789 and encodes 530 amino acids. The transcript is spliced from 2 exons. The record is from RefSeq and is a predicted model, not a curated record.